Talaromyces amestolkiae is the source of this 1281-nucleotide messenger RNA. RefSeq lists its product as uncharacterized. The record is from RefSeq and is a predicted model, not a curated record. Lineage: Eukaryota; Fungi; Ascomycota; Eurotiomycetes; Eurotiales; Trichocomaceae. The transcript has a single exon. Bases 1 to 1281 code for a protein of 426 amino acids.
AUGGACAUUCUGGCUACCCAGGAAGUUCUUUCCGAACCAUCUUUUACCUUCUUUCUCGAGGAAGUGGAAUGUCCAUGGGUCACACCGUAUGAUGGCGCCAACUGGAGACGUAUAAAACAUGUCAUGAUCGAGAUGGGAAAGUCUGAUGAAGUCAUCGCUUCUGCUAUCGUAGCGGUUGCAGUGUUGUACAAAGGGCAGUUAUAUGGCUUACCGUUAUCCAAGGCCUUGUCUAUCUACCAUACUUCGAAAGCCGGAUAUGAGAAAGUUUUGAACGACGAUAGCAAUAGCACAGACAAUAGCGACGGAUACGAGAGGGUGUUGGUAACCACACUCCUACUGUGUUUGUUUGAAUUCAUCAAUUACGAAAUGAUCCCUAGUCUGAAGGAAUUAGCCGAGCCAUUCAUGGACAAAUUGGAGGCCUGGAAACAAUCACCAUCGUUUCAACAAACUGAAGUUUCGGCCAAAAUAAUUACAUGGCUUAAACUACUAUAUGUGACCACAAUGCGAGGAGGUGGUAUGGGAAUCAUCCCUGAAAAUGUAUUCAGAGCAUUCCCAGACUACGCCCACAGCGCAGGAUCUCCUGCCCUUGACCCGAACCCAGACGCUUCAGACCAUUUAUACGACUUAUUAAGUGCACCAAUAUUUGAUUUCUACUUUCAGCUCCAAAUGUUAUCCGGCGAAAUCGCGAAAGAAACUCACUACCACCGGUCACGCACUACAGGUAUGGAUCAGGAGGAUGUAAUUCAAGCAAUAGCCAAUAUCAAAUCACGACUUUAUAAUCUUUGGGAAAAUCGUCCAUCUAUUCAGCAACAAUCGCCCAAAGAUCUACGGUCUUGUGUUGCCCCCAGGAUCGCCGGUCCUAUUAUAGGGCUCAUGGGAGUUUGUGCCGCAGCAUACUAUACAGAAAUAGUAGAGAUUGAUCGCGUGCUUGGUGAUCCCGUGAGCAAAUCUGAGGACUCGCGAGAAGCAAGACAUCAGAUUCGAAUGAUUAUUGAAGGGAACGAUAUCGAUGGGGUUGAUUGGAAUACAUAUGACCACAAUGGCCGACUGAACUCAGGGUUUUUACGGCCACUGUUUCUUUACGCUAUUGAGUGUAUGGACCGCGACGAGAAUGAAUGGGCAGUAGAAAAGAUCAGCCAAAUCAGAAAUCAGAUCUGUCGAAGCCAGUUCUUUGCCAUGUUUGGCAAGGCGCUUUCUGAUGCUCAGUUGCGCAAGGAGAGGCGUGUUACUUCGAAGUAUUUUUGCAUUUGGUAUUUCGGGGUUGCGCCUCCUUUCAUGUAG